Ictalurus punctatus (channel catfish) is the source of this 2480-nucleotide messenger RNA. RefSeq names its product interferon-induced GTP-binding protein Mx1-like. Gene Ontology annotation, cellular component: membrane; nucleus; microtubule. Bases 119 to 2008 code for a protein of 629 amino acids. Gene Ontology annotation, biological process: defense response to virus. The record is from RefSeq and is a predicted model, not a curated record. The transcript is spliced from 12 exons. Lineage: Eukaryota; Metazoa; Chordata; Actinopteri; Siluriformes; Ictaluridae. Gene Ontology annotation, molecular function: GTP binding; GTPase activity; microtubule binding.
AUCAGUUUCACUUUUCCACGUAACUCAGAGGAAACAGAGCUGCAUAAAAGCGCAGACUAAAAACGAACUUAAUUAGUUAUUGAUCGACUUACUUUGCCGAGUUUCUCAGCUGUUAGAGAUGAGCGCGAGCCUGAGUGAGCAGUAUGAGGAGAAGGUGCGCCCGUACAUCGACCUGAUCGAGUCUCUGCGCCCGCUCGGUGUGGAGAAGGACCUCGCGCUUCCAGCCAUCGCCGUGAUCGGAGACCAGAGCUCGGGGAAGAGCUCGGUGCUGGAGGCGCUGUCCGGAGUCCCUCUGCCCCGCGGGGGAGAAGAUAUCGUGACACGAUGUCCACUUGAGCUCAAGAUGAAGAAGAGCAGACAGAAGGACUUCUGGCAUGGAAAAAUCAAGUACAAGGACAUUGAGAGAGACAUUACAGAUCCAGCAGAUGUGGAGAGAUCGAUUAGAAAAGCUCAGAAUGAAAUAGCUGGAGCCUUGGGCAUGAGCGACGAGCUCAUCAGGCUGGAGGUGACAUCGACCAAUGCUCCCGACCUCACGUUCAUCGAUCUGCCUGGUAUUGUCCGAGUGCCAGUCAAAGGCCAACCGGAGGACAUUGAGGAACAGAUUAAGAGCCUGAUGAAAAAGUUCAUCACAAAACAAGACACCAUCAUCUUGGUGGUGGUGCCGUGUAACGUGGACAUCACCACUACUGAAGCGCUGAAGAUGGCUCAGAAAAUCGAUCUACUCGGUGAAAGAACGAUUGGCAUCCUAACAAAGCCCGACCUGGUGGAAAAAGGCAAGGAGGAUGAGGUGGUGUCCGUCAUCAAUAACGACAUCAUUUUCCUCACUAAAGGCUAUACGGUCGUCAGGUGCCAAGGACAGCAGGAGGUCGUGGACCGCAUCUCUCUGUACGAAGCCAUCGAGAAGGAGAAGCACUUCUUUAUAGAACACCCACAUUUCAGUUUUCACAGGAUGCCGUAUAAAGCAGGAAAAGCUACCAUUCCCAAGCUGGCUGAGAAUCUCACACUCGAACUUGUCCUUCACAUCGAGAAAUCUCUGCCGCAGCUGAAGGAGCAAAUCCAGCUGAUGUUGGCUGAAACUCAGACUGAACUGGAUCGCUACAACUCUGGGCCUCCUACAGAUCCAGAACAAUGGAUGGACUUCCUGACUGAUAAAAUAACAGCAUUCACUCAGGACGCCAUCAACAUAACAAUUGGAGAGGAGACGAAGAGCAUGCCACAUGUCAACAUCUUCUCCACUCUGAGGAGAGAGUUUAAUGACUGGAAGACGGAUCUAGACAAAAGAGGAAACACAUUUAACAAGGGCAUUGAGAAGGAAGUGAAGGAGUAUGAAGAAAAAUACAGAGGCAGAGAACUCCCAGGAUUCAUCAACUACAAGACCUUCGAGAUUAUACUGAAGGACCAGAUCAAACAGCUGGAGAAACCUGCCAUCAGGAGAAUGAAGGACAUCUCAGAUUUCAUUAGGAAUGAGUUCAUCCAGCUGGCUCAAUCCAACUUUCCGGACUUCCCGAAUCUCCUCAAAUUGACAAAAACCAAGAUCGAGAACAUAAAGCAGCUGAAGGAGUCCGAGGCUGAAUCGAUGCUGAAGACUCAGUUUAACAUGGAGCUGAUGAUCUAUACUCAGGAUAGUGUCUACACUAACAUCCUGAACAUGCUGAAGCACAUGGAGGAAGAAGAUGAGAGACAAUCUCAUGGCAUGGCUCGCCCUCCUUGCAAUAGUUUGUACAAUCGCUCAGACACUGAAGCCACCCUGGAGGAUCUGACGCACUACCUCAAGUCUUACUACAGCAUUGCGAGUAACCGUCUGGCUGACCAAGUGCCUCUGGUGAUCAAGUACAAGGUGCUUCAGGAGUCAGUGGAGCAGCUGCAGAGAGAAAUGCUACAGCUCAUGCAGAAUUAUAACAUUAAUGAUCUGUUGGAAGAAGAUUAUUUCAUCAACAUCAAACGCAACAACCUAAAAAGCCGCCAGAAACGUCUGGCGGAGGCCCUCGUCAAACUGGUCUUGUUAUAAAUUACAAAUUUAUAGUCAAUUAUGGAUAUAAUUGGAUAUAUAAUUAUGUAUAACUUUUGAAAACUUUAGGCGAUGCAGGUAGUAAUGAUAAUAAUGAUUAAUAUAUUUACUUUUAGAUGAUUAGUUCAUAUAGCUACUUAAAAGCUUUGCAUUUUUUGUUUGUUGCACAAUAUUUAAAGAAACGUAAUCGAAAUAUCUGUUAAUGCAAUUUCUUACUUUGCUGUGUUGAGUCUGUGACAAAAUUAUCCUAGAUGUACUUUUUUUUGUUUGUUUUGGGACUGUUAUAUGCUUCUUAUACUUGCUGGGAGAAUGAUUUUAUUAUUUCUUUUUCACUUGGAUUGAUAAUGAUUAAUUAGGAAUAAACUUUCAUAAAAUCUAGUUUGGACGUCAUUGGAAGUUUUACUUGUUUUUCUGUCUUAAUCCCACACACAUUAUGCUGGUGAUAUAUUAAACAUACCAUGUCAGGAUUGUG